Messenger RNA from Dicentrarchus labrax (European seabass), 4999 nucleotides. RefSeq names its product F-box/WD repeat-containing protein 7. The record is from RefSeq and is a predicted model, not a curated record. Bases 361 to 2568 code for a protein of 735 amino acids. Gene Ontology annotation, cellular component: nucleus; cytoplasm. Gene Ontology annotation, biological process: proteasome-mediated ubiquitin-dependent protein catabolic process; ubiquitin recycling. NCBI's taxonomy places the organism in Eukaryota, Metazoa, Chordata, Actinopteri, Moronidae. Gene Ontology annotation, molecular function: ubiquitin binding. The transcript is spliced from 15 exons.
AAGCGCGCCAAACAAAGCUCCAUGUGCAGAGAGCUGAAAACAACGGAGCGGAGAAAGUUUGGUCUGUUUUAGAGUUUGUUUUAGAGUUUGUUUGUAGUUUAAGAGGUUUAAAUCGGUUGGGAGGUGAAGUUGAAGAUGAAGUUCUACCUUUCUGAAACAGUAAUGAGACGUUAAAGCUGCUGGAAAGUAAAACUAAAUGAAGAAAGAGACAGAAAGGAGGAGAAAUCCGUUUAAAGUUUAAAGUCCGGAGGACAAAGUUUCUGUCUUAAAGAAGGUUUCGGGGGUCGAACCCUCGGCUGUGUCUCUAUAAUGAUGCUUCGUCGCUCUUCUGCUGUGUGAAGAACGGAAGGUGAGGAAGAGAUGGACGAAGGGCGUCAAGAAAGAGGGGAGGAGGAAGAGGAGGAGAGGAUAGAUGGACUGGAAGCGAGAGAACGAGGAGAGAAGGACAGAACUCUAAACACAUCGUACAGGAGGACGGAGGAAGAGGAGGAGGAGGAGGAGGAGGAGGAGAGAGAACUGAUGAAGGCAGGCGCCAAAGACAAAGGACGGGCGGAGCCGAUCGGCAGGCACACUCCGAUCUCCGCCUCCUCCUCCUUCACCUCCUCCCCCUUCCUCUCCUCCUCCCUGCUGCGAGGAAGAGGAGGGCGAGGGGGCGAGGAGGACGGCGAGGAAGACGAGGUGAGAGUCGCCAUAGUCACCAUCGAGGACGAGUCCUGUCCGUCGGAGCCGUUCGGCACCGCCCACCUGGAGACGGCCAAUCAGAUCACGCCGGCGGACGACGGAGGAGGAGGAGGCGCAGGGGAGGAGGAGGGAGGGGAGACCAAAGGAGGGGGGGAGGAGGAGGAGGAGGAAGAGGAAGAGGAGGAGGCGAACAGCGACGAGGAAGAGGAGGAGAGCGGAGAGGUGACGUCGCCUUCGCUUCAGCUGCUGAGUCAGAUGAAGAGGAAGUUGGAUCAUGGUCCGGACGGACGGCCGUUCCCUUCAGGGAAGAAGCACUGCAAAGGCAACGGCUACCUCAGUCCGUCCAGUCUGGUUCCGGCCACACCCACCACAUUCGGCGACCUGCGGCUGGCCAAUGGGCACUCGGCUCAGCGACGGCGCGUCACCUCGGGCCCGCCUCCCUCCGGCCUGCAGGACUGGCUUCAUAUCUUCCAGACGUGGAGCGGCCCCGAGAGGCUCCUGGCUCUGGACGAGCUGAUCGACAGGUGUGAGACCAGUCAGGUGAAGCACAUGAUGCAGGUCAUCGAGCCCCAGUUCCAGAGAGACUUCAUAUCCCUGCUGCCCAAAGAGUUAGCGCUGUACGUGCUGACCUUCCUGGCUCCCAGAGACCUGCUGCAGGCCGCUCAGACCUGCAGGUACUGGAGGAUCCUGGCUGAAGACAACCUGCUGUGGAGGGAGAAGUGCCGCGAGGAAGGUAUAUCAGAUUGUGCGUCGUCUCGCCGCAGGAAGUCCGCGCGGCCGGGCGUGGCGGUCAGUCCGUGGAAAUCUGCCUACAUCAGACAACACCGUAUAGAGAACAACUGGAGGCAGGGGGACACACGAGAACCGAUGGUGCUGAAAGGUCACGACGAUCAUGUGAUCACGUGUCUCCAGUUCAGCGGCGACCUGAUUGUCAGCGGCUCCGACGACAACACGCUCAAAGUCUGGUCGGCCAUCACGGGCAAGUGUCUGCGGACGUUGACGGGUCACACCGGCGGCGUGUGGUGCAGUCAGAUGGCGGUCGCCACGGUGAUCAGCGGCUCCACCGACCGGACGCUGCGCGUGUGGGACGCCGAGAGCGGCGAGUGUGUCCACACGCUCUACGGACACACGUCCACUGUGCGCUGCAUGCAUCUCCACGGCAACCGGGUGGUGUCGGGCUCUCGGGACACGACGCUGCGCGUGUGGGACGUGGCGUCGGGCCGCUGCGAGCACGUGCUGACGGGCCACGUGGCGGCGGUGCGCUGCGUUCAGUACGACGGGCGCCGCGUGGUGUCGGGCGGAUACGACUACAUGGUGAAGGUGUGGGACCCCGAGACGGAGGCGUGUCUGCACACGCUGCAGGGACACACCAACAGAGUGUACUCGCUGCAGUUUGAUGGCGUGUUUGUGGUGAGCGGCUCGUUGGACACUUCAAUCCGAGUGUGGGACGCAGAGACAGGUGGGUGUGUCCACACGCUGACGGGCCACCAAUCGCUGACCAGCGGCAUGGAGCUGCGCGACAACAUCCUGGUGUCCGGGAACGCCGACUCGACGGUGCGGGUGUGGGACGUCCGGACGGGACAGUGUCUCCACACACUGCAAGGUCCCAACAAGCACCAGUCGGCGGUGACGUGCCUGCAGUUCUGCCGAGGUCUCGUCCUCUCCAGCUCCGACGACGGGACGGUCAAACUGUGGGACCUGAGGACCGGAGCCUGGCUGCGAGACGUGGUGGCGCUGCAGAGCCGGGGAUCAGGCGGCGUCGUGUGGCGAAUCCGAGCGUCCGACACUCGGCUGGUGUGCGCCGCCGGCAGCAGGAACGGGACGGAGGAGACCAAACUGCUCGUGUUGGACUUCGACCUGGACGACAAGAAGAAAGAGACGGAGUGAUUUUAUCAAACGGAGACAGAAACGAUGGCGAUUGUUUUUUUAAAAAGACCUUUUUUUUUUGUUUUUGUUUUUGACCAAAGUCGAGUCUGAAUCCAGUUUCUCCAACAGUCAGACAGACGGUAUGAAUGUAACAACACGUCCUGGUUUUGGCUGGCGGACAAACGGACACGUUGAGACGGACAUAAGAUCCUCUACGACCCGGAUACCCGACGAGGAUCGAGCUCGAAAUGGACGAAAGGAGUAAGAGGAACAGUUUGAGGUUCGGCGUUUUAAGACGGACGCCGGCAACAAUCAGCCGAAGCGAGCCCCCCGGGCGGGAGCUGCGGCGACACGAUGAAUGUUUCCGGGAGAGAAAACGCGUGGAUGUAAACGGUUUCUACGGCAACGUGCGAAUGUUUUGACGAGCAGACGGGCGGAUACAUGUCGGCUCAGACGACGGCGGUUGAAUGUAACCGGCGGCGGAGGGAUCCAUCCAAUCGGGAGUGUUUGAGGGCAUUGACUUUUUAUUGCUGCUGAACCAAUGAGGAUGUUUUAAACAAACCAAAAGUACCAAAAUCUUGAAGGCUGGAGACACGGCGGGGGCGACUCUCUGAGGCGGCGCCGACGGGCGACGUCCGUUAACUCUCAUAUUCAGUCAGUAUUGUUUCAUAACAUUUUAUCAGCGUUUUCAUAGUUGCCACCAAAGUUUGCCCGUCUGCGUUGCCUCUGAAUGUUGUCGCCGUGUCUCGGCCCUGCAGUACUGUAACAUGCGUAGUGUUGGGAGCCGCGGCGGCGAAGGAAACGCUGGUGAAACCACGGAAAGUGGGAUUUAAAAGUGUUGUUUCCAAUCCAGCAGAGACUUAAAAACCAGAAAUAGCCUCAACCAGAGCCUCACAUCUGCAACACAAACCCCUCACUCACUUUCAUUCAAGCUUUAAAGUAAAAAAACAUUAUUAUUAUUAUCACUCCAAGCUGCUCGUCACCUCUACAAACGUCUUUAACUGCACACUAAAUCCCUCACAGACCUGCAUGUGUCCAUGAUAUAUGGGGCAGUCGUCCUCAGUAUUCCUGCCAGAAGUGGACCCAAAUGCAGAAAACGUGGUGGAGAUAUUUUAAACGCGUCAUAGCAGGAGAAUCACAAGUGUUAAUGAUCAAAUGAAUGAUGCCUUCAGGGUCCUGGUGUUGUUGUCAUGGUUUACUGGGGCACUGGAACACUUGUGUUUCUUCCCACUGUGACGGUGGGAAAAGGAAAAUGUUCUUCAGAUCUGUAGCUUUACUGAACACUAAAUCACAGACAGACGAGUUUCAGUCAGUAAUUCUGAGCUUUUUGUUUCUUUUUCUGUGAAUUUGCUUCACUUUGUAUUCAACAAACGUUAAAAUCUGGAAAAACUAAGAAAAUGAGCCAACUUUACUCUUAAAUCUGCUUUUUAAGUGAUAUUUACUCACCUUUUCAGCUGAUUUUUGUUAUAUUUUACAGCAGAUAAAGUCGAACUAAAAGGGCAAAAAAAAUCAAUCUAAGGAAGCAAAGAAAGGCCAACUGGCCAUUUAAUUGUGAUGAGAUUCUUGUUCAGAACUUCUGCAAAAUGUACAAUUACAGUCAUUUUCUGUUAACUUUCUUUACAUAUUUCACUUUUUCUUAAAAAAAUGUGAGUUUAAAUCUGGAAAAUCUGUAAGAAAAUUUACCAACUUUACUCUUAAAUCUGCUUUUUAAAUGAUUUUUACUCGUUUUUUUCAGCUGAUUUUUGCUCAAAAUUUAAAUCCACAGCAGAUAAACUCAAACCAAAAUUGCAGACAUUUAAUCAACACUGAAUCUGCAUCUGAGUUUAUGUGAUUUCUUCCUUUUUUUCACAAUAUAGAUAAAAAAAUUAUAAUUUAAUUCAUUAAUUUUGGCCUUUCCGUGCUUCCAUAAAAAUCCCUUUGAUUCGUCUGUUUUUAACACAAAUCUCUGAAGGGUCACUCGUGUUUUCCUCAGCUUAUGAAAUAUUUAACAAAAACAAGAUAAAUAAUUUACUUCCCUUUUUACCAGAUAUUAAUCCGAUAAGCUGCCGUUGCCCGGCAACACCUCCAGCCAAUAAGCAGAGAUUCGGGUGAUAAUUCCCCCAGCAACAAGUCGUAUUUCAGGCUUCCUCCUGGAAAAGUUGACCUUUCGGUGGGUGGGUGUGUGUGUGUGUGUGUGUGUGUGUGUGUGUGUGUGUGUGUGUGUGUGUGUGUGUGUGUGUGUGUGUGUGUGUGUGUGUGUGUGUGUGUGUGUGUGUGUGUGUGCGAGGCUCUGGGGAGGCGACGCUGUCCGGGUGAUGUCGUCACGUGUAAAAUACUGUAAAUACAGAGAGGAUGUACAUAUUCAGCUUUUUAUAAGAAUGGAAAAAAACAGAGAAAAUAUUGUUGACGGUGGGAAGAGGACCAGAUGGAGGGAUGAAUAUGGAUCAAUAAAGAUGAGUUUUAUAAAAAAAAA